AAAAUGAAUGGGUUGAAUCUCGUCUUUAUUAUCUUACUGGAGAAGAAAUAAGAGUCAAGUUGUGUAUUGAUUUUUUAUUUUUUCCCCCUCAGUUUUCUCUGGAAACAAACGAGGGUAUAUGAUUGUAGUGUGCUCGUUUUGAAUCUCAAUUAAGAAAUGACAAGGGAUUAUGCAGAUCCCAAAUGGCAUGCCAGGCCAUUCAUUCAUGGACAUAGUGGGUGUUUUCCUUGAUCUAGCUAUUGCUCAUCUCUUACUCUAUGCAUCCGCUCUUGCAUUUUUCGCCUCCAAAUUUCUGGGUUUGUCGGGGCUUUCCUUACCAUGUCCUUCUAAUGGCCUAUUUGGCAACGCCAAUAGCAAUUACUGCUUGAAGAGGCUGUUAAUUGAUUGCCCAAUUGAGACAGUCUCUUCUGUUCAACUGCCUGUGAACACAAAGUUCCCCUUUCAUUCAAUUGGCGCGAAAAACCCAGAUUGCCAAUUGAAUUUGAAGUUGAUUAAAGAUCAAACCAAUUGUGUUGAUGGGUUUGUUGAAAUGGAAGGCGAAGUGUCUUGUAGCUCAAUAUCGGGUGCUAGGAAGUUGGAAAAUGUGGAUGAGAAGGACUUUAUUUUGAGGAAUGAGUUGGUUAGGGGGUUUGAUGUAGUGGAUUCAUCAGUUCAUGUCAAGAAGGGAGGGUUUGAUCUCAAGGGUAAGGGGAUUGUAAAUCAGGAGGCCAAGGAAUGGUUUUAGGCGACGUCGAAAAGGUCUUGCUGAUUAUGCAAAAGUUUCACCUGUUUCUUAUGACCCUUCAUAUGCAAAUGAUCAGUCACAUUUUAGCAUUGAUUGUAAAGGGAAUAAUGAGAUUGAAUGCAGUUCACUGCCUGUCGGCUCUGGAGCUGAUGCUCAUCACUUUAAUUAUGACGAGGACACUCCAGUUGUUAAGAAUUUUGGGGAUAGAGCUUCACAUGGCUUUCAGUUGGAUGAAACUCUUCGUGAAAAGAAACUAGCUGAGAAAAGUGAAUCAUCCUAUGAAGAGAUAAAGAGUAAUGUGCAGAAGGAACUGGGUUAUGAAGGUAAUGAGAAAAAUGCAAUCAGAAUUUUGGAACAGCCACUUGAAGAAGAGCACGUUGCUCGUGCUGUUCUUUACCUUGAGCUUGAGAAGGAGAGAAGUGCUUCUGCUACAGCUGCAGAUGAGGCCAUGGCUAUGAUACUGCGCCUACAAGACAAGAAGGCAUCCAUAGAAAUGGAGGCUUGGCAAUACCAGAGGAUAAUAUAAGAUAAAUUUGCUUAUGAUGGUGAAGAAAUGAACAUCCUUAAAGAAAUUCUUGUGAGGAGACGGAAAGAGAAGCAUUUCUUGGAAAGGGAAGUUGAAGCUUAU
Messenger RNA from Camellia sinensis, 1352 nucleotides. NCBI's taxonomy places the organism in Eukaryota, Viridiplantae, Streptophyta, Magnoliopsida, Ericales, Theaceae. The record is from RefSeq and is a predicted model, not a curated record.